Molecule: messenger RNA, 1301 nt
Organism: Cherax quadricarinatus
Lineage: Eukaryota; Metazoa; Arthropoda; Malacostraca; Decapoda; Parastacidae
Source: RefSeq, a predicted model, not a curated record
UGUAAGGUCUUGAAAGAUCCUGACAAAACUUAAACGUCUUCAAAGAUCCUGGCAGCACUGUAAGGUCCAUGAAGGGAUUUAAGGUCUUCAAAGAUAGAAGCAGGAUUUGUAAGGCUCUAGCCAUAGUAACUAGAAAGGAAAGAAAAUCACAGUCCUCGGUUUGUCCUGUUUACGUCAGUGGUCUUCGUUAGGUAAAGUUCUUGUGUGGGAUUGUGACUCACAUCCUGGCCAGUAAGUCUUGUCUUUGUAAUGCGUUACCGUCAGUCGUGCUCUCCCUUUUCAAAUGGAUAGUCAGGUACUGUUGCUAUAUCCCUAGUUAAUGACAAUGUCAGUCGACUGGUAGCACGUCGCAGGUUUUAGAGAUUCGUAUGAAAAGAGCAAAGCUAUACAACUCAUCAUGCAGCAGAUGACUUAUUUGAAGAUUGUCUUGUUCAGUGUAACGAUGUGCUUCCCUCUUGUAAAAUGUCAGUUGUCUCGUGCAAGUCAAAUUAGUCAGCUCCAGAAAGAACAGCGGCAAUCGCUCAUUUCUAAAGGCAUUAGUGAUCAGAGAGCAAAUCAAGAUCUGUCAGUGACUGUCUGGGAUAAAGGCAAACGUGAAGUCAGGAGCAAGAGAGAAAGUGAGACGAAUUGCACUGUGGUUGAAUCAUCAAGAGAGCUGGGGCUUCACAUGAUUAAAGAAGUCAAAUUGUCCCAGUACAAAUUCUUCAUAAAGCCAGAACCAGAAUUUCGUAAACUUGUAUUUCAUAUGAAGAUCGAUAAUCUAUGGAAUGUGGACGAUCCCUAUGUCACAUAUGAGAACCUCGAUCUUAACAACUGGGAACUGGAGAAUGUCUCGCACAGCCCCUGGAAAGAAAUCGAAGUGAAAUAUUACAGACAUGUGAGAUCCGGCAGAGAUAAACAUGGUCUACAAGUGAGUGUGGGGAAGCUGUCUAAAGCUAUGAGUUCCAGUCCGUGGUGGCGGACCCACAACUACGAGGGCUUUGUGGUCUUUAUAGAAGGUCCGGCCACGAUACAGUUUGAUUGCUUCCCUCCAGAAUAUGCCAUGUCGUCUUUGUCCAUGCAAGCUAUGCGUAAUCCAGUGGUGCUUGGAAGUUUAUUGGGCAGUGUGUUUCUGGUGUUGGUUGUGCUAGCUGGGGUGUUGAUCAUUAUGACCAGACGCAAACACAACCAACACCCAGACUAUCCUCCACCUGUACCUCCAUUACCCAAGUCUAGGGUAAGUUAAAAUUACGUUUAUUCAAGGUUAAUCCAGUGAAUAUAAUGAUGUUUAUUACAGACAGCAUUAUUAAUGACGCGUUAAG